This is a messenger RNA of Linum tenue, 396 nucleotides long. The record is from the annotation of a GenBank genome assembly. Lineage: Eukaryota; Viridiplantae; Streptophyta; Magnoliopsida; Malpighiales; Linaceae.
AUGGGGGGUAUACUGUUCCCCGACCAGACUGGAUCUACAGUUCAUCUACAGUAUCUACUCCUGUUGGAGAAUUGGCGGAGAGCUGGAGGCUACGCUUGGGGAGCAGCUGUUUUAGCCUACCUGUACCGUGAGAUGGGUAGGUUGGUUAUGCAGAUGACACAAGCCUCUUCCACAGGAGGUGAUCUUGGUGGAUGGGUCGCCUUACUGCAGCUCUGGGCGUGGAAGCAAUUUUCAUUGAUAGCACCACGAGAUACAGUGAAGGAUGAGCCUAUUACAAAGGACGCAUACCCAUGCAGUGCUCGAUGGCUUCUGGCCAUGUCCAGUCAGCAUGGUGACCAGUUCUUCAGUUAUAAGUUGUUUUUCGACGAGCUGUCGACAAUCGUGGUUAGUAUAUAA